AUGCUUUUUCUUUUGUCACCUACGAAGCCUGAUAUCAGCCCGACCGUAAGCUUUUGUAUUUCAUCUUUCUCCUGGCCGCCCGUCUCGUACCCAGAUGAAGCGCUUGUUGCCUUUCCUGGGAUUUUCGCCGCAGCCGCCGCUCCGGCUUCGCCGGAACCUUCAAGCUCCGGGGACACUGAACAGGUUGGAGGCUUCGGGAAGAAGGACGGAAAAGGAGACCAGCGGUUAGGUUUCUCUGCAGCGGGACAGAACGGAGAUGUGACUCAGCAAGGACUUGCUGUGUAUGACACUCCUGCAGGCAGGAGCUCGCCGGGGAGCGUCACGGGGCAAAACGCAGAGGUCACCAUUUCUUCGAAGGAUUCCAGCUCGCGUGCCUCCCGCCGAUAUGCGGAUCGCCGUCUCCCUCAGGAGAUGACGUUUCAAGAAUGGCUCUUGUCGGCUCUUGACAGUAGCGUGGACCACCCGCCCUCGCCCCGGAAACCUGGUUUGGGUGACGCAAAGAAGGGGGGACGAGCCUUGCAGGCGUCUUCUGCUGGCAAGGCGCUUUCCACGCGACGUCGCUCUGUUCAGGUAAAGCUCGGGCAAGGAACAGCUGCAGAGAGACAAGAGACGCGGCCGGCGGACGCAGCCGACACCUCGCAGUUGUUGAAAAGUCUGAAAGCCGGCCUUCCCCAGGGUGCGGCUCAGACUGGAAGUGAAAACGGGGACCUGUUCGGAGCGGCGGCACAACCCGAGAUGGUCAUCGCAGACGGCUGGGAUCCGGAGAAGCAGGCAACAGUGGUUCACAAGGUGGAGGCAGCUUUGGAGAAAAGAGUCUCAAAACUCACCGGCGACAUCAACUGGCUACAGACACAAUUGGAAGGCGUUUUAGGCGACAUGCAAAUGUACCGGGAGGGUCUUCAUGAUUUACGCCCUCAUCGAAAUGUCGAGGCGUUCGAGCAGAUAGCAUUAGGAGGCCCGAGUCUCCCCCACAAAGCGCUUCUGGAGACGCUGGAGAAUGCCGUUAACGUCUUGGACUCGCGCAUCGCGACGUUCGUUCGCACCAACAGCACACUGUUCGAGAGUCAGCUGCGAGAGGCUGUGGACCAAAGGUUGACGCCUCUCAGGCGGGACAUGGUGGACCUUUCGUUUGCCCUCUUGAACGCCUCAGAUAGCUCGGUCGCCUUGGCCAAUGAGCUCGUUGAUGUCUCCAGCGGUGUCAACAGCACCGUCGCCCGCAACGUCGCCGAAGUGGAACUCCUCCAAAGCCGACGGCAAGCUGCCUACGAAGAAGAUGUGCGGACGGAAGAAUUCCGUCUCAGGAAUAGCGUCGAGGAACUGAAACAAACGGAGCAAAGCCGCAUCAACCGGUCCAGUCUGGAAGAGCAGAUCCUGUCGGCGGCGGUGGCGGAUGCGGUGCACGAAAUGGAGCGGAAUGGCGUUGGGGUUCUCGACAUCAGUGAAGUAUACAGCGGCAGUGAGGCCAAGAAGGUUCUCGAGCUUCUCUUCUAUAUGUUGGCCAAGCAACAAGACCCGUCGUGGGAAGUCCUUCCGAUCGUGUUUGUGACUGCGCCGCCGGCUCCACUUCCAGUCGAACCGCGUUCAGUCAACCAGUUGCUGAGGACGGCCGUUGCGGCAGGGCGGCCGAACAAUGGAGACACUGCACGCGGAGCGGGUCUGGACACUGAACCCCUGUGGGUCGACGUGACACGCGGAAUGUCGUUGCUCGGCGGGGAGGUGAGCGACUCCUCGGAAUCCGCAUCCUUUGAAGAGUUCGAAGGAGACCACGGCGUCACCACAGCGGCCCCGGCGAAGCCGGACGCAGCAGUGGACAAGGAGAGAGAGGCCUGGAGUCAGAAUGAAGAAGGCGACGAGAGCCACACAAUCGACCUCCUUCAGAGACGAGGAGUUGGCGAGCCAACAACUGACGCCGGCGCGGACCAGAACGAAGGCGCUGCAGGUGACGGGGGCGGAAAGGCCGCGGCCUCGGCGCGCGACCGGGCCCACGGCGACAGGAAGAGACCAGAGGGCGGACCUGGGGCCCCGGACGGGCAAGCGCGGGAAUCGUGGAAAGGAUCGAAAGGGGGACCAGCGGAACAGACGACGCAGAGACACAAAGGAAGCAGGAGAGGGGUGGAGAAAGAGAAGAAAGCUGGGGCGGACGCGGGCCAGGACGAGGCGCAGAAGAAGCCUGGCCAGGACGGUCGUGGGGACACCCGGCGCAAAGGGACCACCCGUCGACCCCCGCGUGGCGAGCGUUCGAACGAAGUGCCGAGACAUGGCGGUUCGUUUUUCGGCGGUCUCUUUGGGCGCGCCAAACGCCAUUUGCAGGGGGAUGCGAAAGAAGCGCCGCGUCAAAACGGCGCGGCGGCGAGGCCCUCAGUCGGUCAGGAAAACGCGACCAACUCGCUCGAUUCUGGCAGAGACUGGAGCGUGAAGGUGAUUUAUUCGUACGAGGGAGCGAGUCAAUCCGUUGAGCCGGAAGACUGGAUCAAUCUGUCGCAAAUGCUCCCGCCUGCGGUCAUUCGAGAAGCGGCCGUGGACGAUCGCGCGCGGUACGCUCUCGUGCCGCCACUCUCGACUCUGCAGCGCCUCGUCUUUGAGCACUUCCAGGGCCGGCCCAGAGUGCGUCUUCCCGCCGCUGACCCGCAGACCGGGAACGCGGCGGUGGCGCACGCACCGAGCCAGGAGGCGGAAGCCCAGACCCGAACGGCGGAAACAGCCGAGGCGUCCGAUCCAAGCAAGCCGACGUCUGAACUCGCCGACGGGACGACCGAAGCCGAGGCGCGUAUGCGGGUCCGGCGUCUGGCUGCAGGGUCGGCGCGGGGGAGAGAAACCUGGAAGAAGGUGAACAGAGAAACGGACGUUUCUAAGAAAGGAGGCUAUUACAUUUUGAGAGUCAGUGGCCUAGUCAUCGAGUCGUUCUACGUCUCAGGCGACUAUCACGUGUCUCCAGUCCCGACGCUCUAUCCUGUCUCGGAGCCCGUCACAGGAUUGGGCCCUCUGGUGUCGUACGCCGAGUACGGGUCCCAGUUCAUCAAGGCCUACAGAGAUUUCCAGCCGCCUUUCCCCUCGCUGUCCCCCUUCCGCAAGAACAGCGACUUCGAGGCUUGGCUCGGCCAGCCGACCUUGAGCAGCUGGGCUGGCGGCGACGGAGGUGCCCUAUCGCGUCCCCAGCAGACCCAGGCCGUGCCGCUGGACGUGGAGAUCCGAGAAGCCGGUCAGCGAGGCGCCGGCACGGCGCCACAGAGACGUGCGCGACCGGGAAAUGCGGGCGACGUGGAAGGCGAGCCGGGGCAACUUGAAGCCGUGGACGGCCUGGCCAUGCUUGCACGAGCGCAGCGGGUUAAUCGCGAUGGCGAGGGCAAGACUGAGGAAGAAGCCAGCGAAGAGAAGCGAAGCGGGCUGUACAGCCGUUUCAAUCCGUUCGUGUGCUGCCUAAACGAGUCAAGUCGGCAGCUGUCAAAGUGGUGUGUCGAUUCGAACCUAGGCAUCUUCGCCGGCAGCGUCGACGGUCCGGAUGCGGAAGGGGAAACGGAAGCGGCAGCCGCUGCACGUUCGCGUGCGGGGUGGGAGGAGAGAGAGACAGGGACGUCAAAGGGAAGUGACGAGGCGCAGGCAGGCGGGUCUGUCCGAGAGGACUCGAAAACGCCGACGGCGCAUGCAGCGCAUGCAGUCUCUGAGCAAACUGGCCAGACGAGUGGACAGCAGCUGCCGCAGAGGCGCGAGGACCGCGCGGCUCUGUUCCCGCCGUCAGUGGGCAAGCGAAAAGUUCUUAUGGUCUACCUGGGUCCGCGAACAGGUGGGCUGCCGCUGCGGUACCUGGCUGGGAGCGGAGGCGAGUUGCGACGUCUUCAGUUGGCUCAGCGUAGCGUCGAGACGCUGGUCCAGAAUCUGGACGGCUUUUGCACAGCGGAUAUCUCGUACAAGACGCGCCAGGAUUCGGGAGAGACGCGGAAGAGGGGCAAAAAGGCCAAGCAGAAAAAGCAGGCAAAGCCGGAACAGUCGCCGAGUACCAGCUGUACAGCUCUGGACUCGUUCAUCCAUGCCCGUGUCGGCAUCCGCGAGUGGAGGCAACUCAUGGCGUUGAAGCACGAGGCGUACGUAUCCAACCCGGCGGCAUGGGCCACGUCCUACGACAAGCGAAUGCUGGACAAAUACCAGCUCUAUGUCGAGACCGCUUUCGCCCCCGAAGCGCCGCCUCUCUUCCUUCCUCUCACCUCCUUUUUCCAGGAAAACUUCCUGCUGAUCCGUGUACAGGUUGCGACGUGUCCGUCGCGCCCCCGCGGAGUCGUGGAGUUCGCUGUGCCGCCCGUGUCGGUUCUCGAACGCGCGCUUUACCUCGUCGGGUAUCCUGCGGCUGGUCAAGCAGCGGUGGCGGCGUACGGUUAUGCGACGCGCACGCAGUCGAAGCUCACGCGCCUGAAAGAGACUGCAAAGGCGGCAGCCGCAGAGGCGUUUCCGCAGUACCAGCCUGUCUUGUCGGCCAUGCAAACCGCGACAACAGAAGCCGGCUUGUGGGGUCGGGCGUCCGGUGCGGGCGAUGCGUCCAACUGGAUCGGCCAUGUCACAGUGAAGUUUGGGAAGACGUCCACGUCGUCGAUAGAACUCAUCGACGGUUCCCUCCGGAACAGGCAUAGCGACUCCAACGACCACGAGUUGCCUGUCGACAGACAGCAGUUCUGGAAAGUGCAUGUCGCGGAAGACAAGCGACAAAAAGGGAGCAACGAUGACCCGUUUUACGUCAAGGGUGUACAAGCCGGUGAGGGGGAGGCGGCUACGGAGUGCGACACAACGGCGAACAUCGUGACUCGCAUGGGCUCCUAUAUGGAGACGCGCGUCGUUCCAAGGCUGUACGCCAGUGAACUGCGAGGCCGCAAAAUCGUGCUUGUGCUUUCCACUGAUCAGCAUGCUUUUCUGGGAGAGAGAUUCUUUGCUGGCGACAGGAUUGAAGCGGCGUGGAAGCAGGCACAUCUUAUGCCCACGAGGAACCACACGGCGGAAAACCGAUACGCGCCCAGAUGGACGAACAAUAAGGAACCUGCUGUUGGUGGAAUAGUUGGUGCUACUGCCACGUACAACCAGAGAGAAGAAGCCAGCCAAAAAACCGACGUGCCUGAAAUGAACCUGGCUGAUGAGCCUCUUUCUGAAUCGCCAGCAACACAACAAAGCACUGCGGAAGAUGAACAAGCACAACUUUCGGAGCGAGUCGUGUCCCAGGAGGAGGCGACAGUGGUGCCUCAGGAGGAGGAGACUGUUGUGCCCGGGGAUGAGGAGACAGUGAUGCCCCAGGAGCAGGAGACAGUUGUGCCCCAGGAGCAGGAGACAGUUGUGCCCCAGGAGCAGGAGACAGUUGUGCCCGGGGAUGAGGAGACAGUGAUGCCCCAGGAGGAGGAGACGGUGGUGCCUGAGGGUGAGGAGACAGUGAUGCCCCAGGAGGAGGAGACGGCAAUGCGCCAGGACGACGAGACAGUGGUGCCCCAGGAGGAGGAGACGGCGAUGCCCGAGGAUGAGGCGACAGUGGUGCCCCAGGAGGAGGCAAGAGCGAUGCCCCAGGACGACGAGACAGUGGUGCCCCAGGAGGAGGAGACGGCGAUGCCCGAGGAUGAGGCGACAGUGGUGCCCCGGGAGGAGGCAAGAGCGAUGCCCCAGGAGGAGGCAAGAGCGAUGCCCCAGGAGGAGGCAAGAGUGAUGCCCCAGGAGGAGGCAAGAGCGAUGCCCCAGGAGGAGGCAAGAGCGAUACCCCAGGAGGAGGCAAGAGCGAUGCCCCAGGAGGAGGCAAGAGCGAUGCCCCAGGAGGAGGCAAGAGCGAUGCCCCAGGAGGAGGCGAGAGCGAUGCCCCAGGAGGAGACAGUUGUGCCCGAGGAUGAGGAGGCCGUGACGCCCGAGGAUGAGGAGGCCGUGACGCCCGAGGAUGAGGAGGCCGUGACGCCCGAGGAUGAGGAGGCCGUGACGCCCGAAGAUCAGGAAACAGUGGUGCUCGAGGAUGAGGAGACGGCGACGCCCCAGGAUGAGUAG
Molecule: messenger RNA, 5997 nt
Organism: Neospora caninum
Lineage: Eukaryota; Apicomplexa; Conoidasida; Eucoccidiorida; Sarcocystidae
Exons: 7
Coding region: 1-5997 (1998 amino acids)
Source: RefSeq, a predicted model, not a curated record